AUGCUUUCUCUUUGGAGACUCACUCUCUUGUGUGGCCUGCUCAUCGGCCCCUCCUGCUGCCUGCUAGAUUCCAUCUUACCUUUGUCAUCGAUACAUAGCAGCAUCGAUCGCCUGAAAGAUGAAGCUCAUGCGCUUAGUCUGGAUCUUAGGGAUGACUUUGAGAGAUUGAAGUUUCCCCUAGAACACGUUAUGAAGACUAUCUUAAACGACUUUGAGACUCUUUCUGGAAAAGCUCUUGAUGCUUUCAUCUCCAAAGUUACAGCACUUAUAGGGUUAAAGAUUGAGGACAUGGCAUAUCUGAGCCUCAAACCUGAAUUGAGUGCUGAUGGCAACAGUCUCCAGCUCAGACUGCCUGCUAGUGCAGCAAUUAGCAUGAAACUACCUCCUUUGAUCUCAGAUCUUAUCAAAGCACAGGUCAAUAUGGAUUUCCUUAUGCAACUCAAAAUUGUGACUGAUGAAAAGACUGGUCUUUCCGAAGUGAGCCUUGGAGAAUGUUUAGUUGACGAAAGCACUUUAAAGAUAACUAUUUUGAAUGGUGCUGCAGGUUUGAAGGCUCGCUUAGCUGAGAGCUUAACUGCUAUGGUAAAGAAAUUAAUUCCUUCUAUAAUGAAAAAACGGAUGUGUCCUCUUAUGGAGACCUUUGCAAAAGUCAUGGACGUCCAGAAAGUUCAGGAUGUGAUAGACUACCUUAAAACUCAUAAAUCUAUGGCGCCCUCUGCAAUUUUACGCUGA
Molecule: messenger RNA, 732 nt
Organism: Antechinus flavipes (yellow-footed antechinus)
Lineage: Eukaryota; Metazoa; Chordata; Mammalia; Dasyuromorphia; Dasyuridae
Gene: BPIFA2
Product: BPI fold containing family A member 2
Exons: 7
Coding region: 1-732 (243 amino acids)
Molecular function (GO): lipid binding
Source: RefSeq, a predicted model, not a curated record